This is a messenger RNA of Suricata suricatta (meerkat), 3172 nucleotides long. RefSeq names its product GTP binding protein 2 (gene GTPBP2). Lineage: Eukaryota; Metazoa; Chordata; Mammalia; Carnivora; Herpestidae. Gene Ontology annotation, biological process: translational elongation. The transcript is spliced from 12 exons. Gene Ontology annotation, molecular function: translation elongation factor activity; GTPase activity; GTP binding. The coding region runs from base 15 to 1661 and encodes 548 amino acids. The record is from RefSeq and is a predicted model, not a curated record.
GGCGGCAGCAUCGGAUGGACUCGCGGGUAUCGGAGCUGUUCGGCGGCUGCUGCCGGCCCGGUGGAGGCCCGGCCGUGGGCGGAACCCUUAAGGCGAGGGGGGCCGGCGGCAGCAGCGGCUGCGGGGGCCCGAAGGGGAAGAAGAAGAACGGAAGGAAUAGAGGGGGCAAAGCCAACAACCCUCCGUACCUGCCCCCCGAGGCUGAAGAUGGAAACAUCGAAUAUAAACUGAAGCUGGUGAAUCCAUCCCAGUACCGCUUUGAGCACCUGGUGACACAGAUGAAGUGGCGGCUCCAGGAGGGCCGCGGUGAGGCUGUCUACCAGAUUGGGGUAGAGGACAAUGGGCUGCUGGUGGGGCUGGCCGAGGAGGAGAUGCGGGCAUCCCUCAAGACCCUGCACCGGAUGGCAGAGAAGGUCGGAGCAGACAUCACUGUUCUUCGGGAGCGAGAAGUGGAUUAUGAUAGUGACAUGCCCCGGAAGAUUACUGAGGUGCUGGUACGAAAGGUCCCUGACAACCAACAGUUCCUAGACCUCCGUGUGGCCGUCCUGGGCAAUGUGGACUCGGGGAAGUCGACUCUGCUUGGAGUCCUGACCCAGGGAGAGCUGGACAAUGGGCGGGGCCGGGCUCGACUCAACCUUUUCCGCCACCUGCAUGAGAUUCAGUCUGGCCGAACCUCCAGCAUCAGCUUCGAGAUCCUGGGCUUUAACAGCAAGGGAGAGGUGGUGAAUUACAGUGACUCACGGACGGCAGAAGAGAUCUGUGAAAGCAGCUCCAAGAUGAUCACCUUCAUCGACCUGGCAGGCCACCACAAGUACCUGCACACCACCAUCUUUGGCCUCACCUCAUACUGCCCCGACUGUGCCCUGCUCCUCGUCAGCGCUAACACUGGGAUUGCCGGCACCACAAGGGAACAUCUGGGGCUGGCCCUGGCCCUGAAGGUGCCCUUCUUCAUCGUGGUCAGCAAAGUGGACCUGUGUGCCAAGACCACAGUGGAGAGGACAGUACGACAGCUAGAGCGGGUCCUCAAGCAGCCUGGCUGCCACAAGGUCCCUAUGCUGGUCACCUCCGAGGAUGAUGCUGUCACAGCUGCCCAGCAGUUUGCGCAGUCACCCAAUGUCACUCCUAUCUUCACACUGUCCAGCGUGUCUGGAGAGAGUCUGGACUUGCUCAAAGUCUUUCUGAAUAUCUUGCCACCACUUACCAACAGCAAGGAGCAGGAGGAGCUCAUGCAGCAGCUGACGGAGUUUCAGGUGGAUGAAAUCUACACAGUACCAGAGGUGGGGACCGUUGUUGGAGGGACACUUUCCAGCGGAAUUUGCCGUGAGGGGGACCAGCUGGUGGUAGGCCCCACGGACGAUGGCUGCUUCCUGGAACUGAGAGUAUGCAGCAUCCAGCGCAACCGCUCUGCCUGUCGUGUGCUGCGAGCUGGCCAGGCUGCUACGUUGGCCCUCGGGGACUUUGACCGAGCCCUUCUUCGCAAGGGCAUGGUGAUGGUGAGCCCCGAGAUGAAUCCCACCAUCUGCUCAGUGUUCGAGGCGGAGAUAGUCCUACUGUUCCAUGCCACCACGUUCCGGCGAGGUUUCCAGGUGACUGUACACGUAGGCAACGUACGGCAGACAGCAGUGGUGGAAAAGAUCCAUGCCAAGGAAGAAGCCUUUUAGAACCAUCAAGUGUGGAAAUUCCCAAGUUCAAGGUCCUUGAAAUUUGAGUUUCUAUACUCCCACAUGCCAUCGGUUGUUCCGCCCGAAUGCGGCAAAGGCGGCGAUAGGACUGGUUUACUCUGCCUCUGGAGCCCACCCGUGGGAGCUGAAAUGCACCAGAGGCAGGCAAAGCGGCUGCAGCCGAGCUGCCUUUUUUCCUGGUGUGCUGUGUUCUGCCAUUCCUCUCUGUGAUAGGUCCCACUAGCCAGCGUCACCAAGACCCUACCCCAGCUGGAAAGCUAUACGCCCACUAAUUUUAGAGCAAGACGGGCUACAAGUGUCUUCUGAGAAGACAAGCUGCAAUUAAACUCACCAGCCAGUUUGGAUUCCUGAAGUGUUACAGUGCCUAAUGACAGCAAAUGCGUCACGGCUCAUCUUGUGAGCAUCAUAGUGCGUAAGGGCACAGCAGCGGCGUAGGCUGCUGAGCCGUGUGUCUCCUUGUACACGAAUGCUCACAGCCAACUGCGUGGCCACCCUGUCGUUCUGUGGGUAUAAAAGGAUUGAGACCAGAAAAUUACUGUGAGCAUCUGGGUUCUAUAUAUUGAAUCGAGAGAGAAUUAAAAGAACCAGGGUGACAAUAUGGUUUGGAAAUAGUCAUGUUUAACUUUUAAAAAUGUUUUAUGCUGUUUCUUAGUGUAAGAAGUAAUUGGAGCAGACAGAAUUGAAUGAUGAAAUGUUAGAAUAUCUAGGAUAUUUUGACAGGUGAUAGGAACAGGACAGAAUACAUGAAAAUGGGGACUCUUUUCCUGAAUGUUUUUUUGUGCUAUGCAGGAAGAUUAUAAAAAAUACGUAUUCUGUUUUGUGACUGAGGGAAGGGUUCAUUUAAGUAAUUGUCUGAGAGAAGGAUCUAAGCUAGAAUGUCAAGAUUGAGUAGUAGGUCUAUUAUUUAAUCUGCUGGUGAUGCUCAUGUACUUAAGAAGCACAGAAGUUUCUACUAGCACCUCCUCCUUAUACCCUAUCUAUAGAAGAUACAGUGCAGUGAGCUUGCCUCUAGAAAGCAAGAUCGUUGAUCCAAUUUUCAGUGUAGUCUAAGCAUCCAAAUGAACACUACUGAUGCAAAGCAAACUAAAAAAUAAAGAUCAAGAGGCAGAAAUAAAAGAAGGUGAAAAGUCUACACAGGGAUCCCCUCAGAAUUAGGAGAUGGUGGUAAGAAGAGAUAGCCCUCAGGCAAACAAGCCAACAGCAGCAGCUAUUUUAUUAGGUAAAAAUGUAUUUUGUAUUUUUGUACAUCUUGUAAAUACAGGUCAUAAGAAUUUAUCUUCAGAGAAUAGAAAUAGGCAAUUGACUAAAACCAUACAAAUAUGAACUAAAUACCUGCUAUGGAUCAAGCUACUGUAUAGAGACAUAGGAGAGAACAAAAUGAAGUCCAGGCCCUCAUGGGUCUUAUCUUAUAGUAGGAGCUACAGAAAAUAAACAAGUAGGCAUGUAAUAGAAAUAAGAAAUUUCUGGGGCGCCUGGGUGGCUCAGUCGGU